Messenger RNA from Moesziomyces antarcticus, 4170 nucleotides. RefSeq lists its product as uncharacterized. The record is from RefSeq and is a predicted model, not a curated record. NCBI's taxonomy places the organism in Eukaryota, Fungi, Basidiomycota, Ustilaginomycetes, Ustilaginales, Ustilaginaceae. Gene Ontology annotation, biological process: negative regulation of RNA catabolic process; regulatory ncRNA-mediated post-transcriptional gene silencing. Gene Ontology annotation, cellular component: catalytic step 2 spliceosome. Gene Ontology annotation, molecular function: protein binding. The transcript has a single exon. Bases 1 to 4170 code for a protein of 1389 amino acids.
AUGAGUGCAGACCGCGGGCAAGAUGGCGCUGCUGACCAUGCCCCCGCCUCGGCUCGCCCACUUCAACCUCCGCGCUUCAGUUCCUUCCGACCGCUCGAGUCCGCCUCCACAGCCAGCCCGUCCAGCAGCACCGACAAACCUCCUUCCGCCCUUUCUCCGUCUGUGAGUGGAGCAUCACUCAAGACCAGUCGACAUCGAAAAUCCGAGCACUCCAGUCAACGCUUCCGCAAGAGCGAGCGGGAGCGGGAGCGGCAUCCCGACCAGUCGAGUGCUGCUGGUCCGUCGUCCCGCGGGGAAUCAAGCCACGCCCGUGAUCCAAAGCUUCGGGACGAAAAGCGCAGCCACCGCAGCCACCGUGACCAUAACCGCGAUUCGGGCUCUUCCAAAGACAAGCGUCGACAUCGGUCGCGCUCGCCUUUCCGCUCAUCAAGAUAUUCCGAACACCGCAGCUCUACCCGAGUCGACUCAGAUUCUUCGUCAAGAAAGCCUCGACUCGAUCCAGAGCAUCCCGGCAACUCGUCGACGUUUGAUCGCGACUUGUUCUUUACCGAUACCAGGGGCGAUCCAGAUGCUCUGCUAUAUGGCCAAGAUCGAGCCAAGGUCCCUCGAUCCCAUCGAGUCUCCCGCUCGAUCGACGCACUCGGUGCGGCUUCGCGCGACCCUCUCACCUCGGAGCGAGACGAGCCUCGGUCAAAUUUCCCGGACCCUUCGUCCGCUUUCUUACCGCCACCGAAAGCACCCGACUUUCCCUUGACCGCAGAGGCGUUUAUCGAUAUCAAUCAGGACUCGUACGCAGUUGGUGAUAGCUACCCGCCGCCGCUUCCUGGUGCUGGGAUCGACAUCAGCGAGCGAAAGAGAAGGGCACAGGCCGCCGUCGACGCCGUCCCGACGGAUAUUGAUGCUUGGCUCGAGCUGGUGCGAUGUCUUCCGCUCGUUUCCUUAGCUACAGCCGGAGCAUCGAGCUCGACGGCUACACCGUCCAAAGCACCUCAGACUGCGGGCAAGGACGCCGCCUCAGUCGAUAUCCAGCUCUCCGUCUUUGAUCGGGCCUUUGAGGCAGCACCCAGCAAUCAUCGCUCGAUCCGCCUCCAUCUCGAACGGCUGCGCGUUCUGACGCAGGCCGACACAUGGCAGCCGUCGGCAGUCCAAGCCGAAUUCGUACAGGUCCUGAAUCGCUUCCGCCACACGGACCUGCCGCUCGGCACGAACACCGAAGCCAGUGUCGUUGAUUUUUGGCUGCUCUACCUGUCGUGGCUCGAGUCGUCGUGGUCCAUGUUCCAUUUCGACCAGCUCCUCGACACCUACAAGGAAGCUUUAGACAGCCUGCGCGGACAUCUGCUGAGUGCCGCGGCAGCAGGGCCUGCGAGCGAUGCUGUCGAAGUCCUAGCGCAGGGCAUGCUGGCGAUUCUCGCUCAGCUUCUCAAUACUUUGCGCAAGAGCGGAUAUCACGAAUAUGCCACUGCGCUCAUCCAGGCAAAUCUCCAUUUUGGUUCGGACCUGGAUUCCACAAUCACCCAGCACACGCAUCGCGUCUGGCGUCCCGCAAUCGAGCCUAAUCAGAGAAAGCAAGAAUAUCAGCGACUCGUCGGGGUCGUUAGGGAGGCAUGGGACACAGGAAGCAUCGCCAAGUCGACAGAAGCUUUUUCUGGGCCCGUCUACGGGUCUGACCGGAGCACUCAAAUGACGACUGUACAGGAUGCAGCCCAUAGCGAUCAUUUUGCAUCGCGAUGGCUUCAAGCCGAGACGACUCGCUGCAAUCAUCGAAGCUCUCCGGCGCGCCUGGAAGAUCUGCCGACAUGGGAAAUCGAGGGAGACGAGAUUGACCCGUAUGCCACAGUCCUCUUUGACGACUUUGCCGCAUUUCUGCUCCCGCUACCCUCCGAAUGUCGUGCGCGCCAGAUGCUUUUGGACGUAUGCGUCGAAUUCACGAAACCUGCACGCGGUCUGAUGUCCGAGAUAAUGUCUUGGACCAGUCAAGGCUGCUGGUCAAAUCAGCAGCUACAGCCCGACUUUCAGGGCUCGAUCGAUGCCUCCUUCUGGCCACGAACGCUGCACAGGGCAGACGAGCUCGGACCCAAACCUAUCGGCUCCUCAAGCGAGUCUGCGACUGCUCUGUCGAGCGUCCGUAAGGUGCUCAGUCUGUUGUCUGCCAGGGGCAUCCACUUGCCGUCGAGCGACGCUUCAAGCUCCGUCCUGGAUGAUCUUCUUAACAGUCAAGCACUGGAUCCGACCCUUUCGAUCCCGGACCAGCGCCGACUGUGGGUCUUGCGCAUCUACCUCGAGCUGCAUCCAGUCGCAACAGUGGUCGACGAGGUCGACGUGCGCAAGCUCUUCGAGCGCGCCACGAGCACCGAGGCGGGAAUGCACUGUCCGCUCCUGUGGCGUCUCUGGGUCGACUUUGAAUCGCGCUGCCUCGACUGCAUGCUCUCAACCUCGCAAGAAUCGGAGACGACAGAGCCGAAGAAGCGCGGAUCAUCAAAACGCAAAGCAAAGGAGAAGCAGGUCGCCAGAGCCAAAUCGGCGUGUCUCGAUGCAAUCCGUGCGUGUCCGUCUUCAAAAGGCGUCUACCUGGUCGCUUUCACCGCUCGGCUGUCACGCGUCUUGACUCAGCAAGAGCUUGUCUGGAUCUUUGACACCAUGGUCGAAAAGCAAAUUAGAGUUCAGGUGGACCUCGUCGACUUCAUUCCGCAGGAUCCCGGCGCUGGACCACAAAAGGACGACUCCGACGAGUCGCGGAAUGACCCUUUUGAUCCAAAUUUGCCGUACACCAAGCGCGAUCCGCGCUACGAGCAGGUCGGUGGUGGUCCGUCCGCGUCCGCACAUCAUGCGUCCUGCGCAAUCGAUCUGCUCCGACAGCAAGCACAAGACCAACCGCGGCCUAUCGGACUCGAGAAUUUGCCGACGGAACUCGUUCAUGAGAUCCUCGUGCUCUCACGUUCGGACACUUUCGCCGUUGCGAGUCGGACGUUGCGCACCCUCUGCCAACAAGCGAGCGUGACCGAUCGCGUCGACUACAUCAUGGCACGGUGGGUGGACCGCUACGUGGCGCACAAGAUCGCACAUCCGUGUCGAGCCAAGCACAAAGCGUGCAGGCGACAGACGAGUCGAGUGAUUGCGCUCUGGCGAGAGCGUGAGCCUGCGUGGCCUGACUAUGUCGCCACGCUCACGGUGGAGCCGUGCGAACUCGAUGCGCUGCGUACGGCAAAGCUGGACGUAGUUACUUUUGCAGCCGAGCUCGGCAUCUGUACAGUGCAGGUACUCGAGCGGUUGGUGAAGUGCGCGGCUGCAGCCAGGAUCCCGCGCGCGCUGCUCGGUGCUUACCUGCGAAACGAAUCCGCAAACGGUCCGCUUGUAGUGCACGAGGCGCUGGAAAGACUCGAAGUGCCGCAACCGCAGCUGCCCAAGCGUCUCUUCCGUCACAUUGACAUUUACGGCUACGCCGAACCAAACCCUUCGGCCGUCAUCGAGCGUCCCAAGAAGAGGCGCAGAGGGCGCAAGGGAGACACGAACGACUGUACAGAGGUCGGGCCGGUUUCGAGUGAGGAGGCGUUUCCCGAGUGGCUCACGCGGCUCCUGAGAAGUUUGGGACGUGAUGCUCCGCAUUCUGCAAGAUCACACGCGACGGAACAGGCCCACGCGGAGUCGGCAGCACCCAAUGGACUGGCGGACAUCAAGCGGGCGCACCCGAGCGACGAGUCGGACGCGAUCAAGACGAGCGUUGGGGCGGUGCCGAAAGCUGCGGAGCUGGAGCUGAUUGUGACGCUGCUGUACCAAUACGGAGCGGACGCCAGCUCGCACAGCGGCUAUCCGCUCGCCAUGGCUGUCCACCGCGGAUCCUACUCGCUCGUCCAGCUGCUUCUACUAUUUGGCGCCGACCCUGGAUGCAAAGACGGACUGGCGGUACAGAUUGCGAUCCGCAACGGCAACCUCAAUCUCCUCCGCUUGCUCAUCGACGGUCCGUGCCUCGACCACGACCUGACGAAUCUGUUGCCGCUGCAGCCACCGAGCGCUCCACCACAGCUAGGCUCGCCCGUCUAUCGUCUUGACCACGCGCAUCUCCGCCUGGCGAUCCAGUGCAAACACUGGCACGUGGUCGACUUUAUCUGGCACGACCAAAACGUGUCGCCGGACAUUGCGUGUCUGCGCCUGCUCGACAAGCUCAAGCCCUAG